Hevea brasiliensis (rubber tree) is the source of this 1642-nucleotide messenger RNA. RefSeq lists its product as uncharacterized. The record is from RefSeq and is a predicted model, not a curated record. Gene Ontology annotation, molecular function: ATP binding; ATP hydrolysis activity. Lineage: Eukaryota; Viridiplantae; Streptophyta; Magnoliopsida; Malpighiales; Euphorbiaceae. The transcript is spliced from 12 exons. Bases 173 to 1405 code for a protein of 410 amino acids.
UAAUUUUAUGCACAGGCUCAUGCUCCACUCUCUUUUCCUGCUGCAGCUCUCGUCUUUUCCUUCGCUGUAGCUCCAAAAUCCAAAUCUAACAGGGGCGCGAGAGAGUCUUUUUAGAGUUGUUUCUCUGUUUUCUCAUUUCUCUUUCUCUUUCUCUCUCUCUCGAUCAUCAACAAUGGCCGCCGAUGAGCCUUCUCUCACUCGGUGGUCUUUUCAGGAUUUUAAAAUAUUUUAUGAUGCCAAGUUUGGGAGAAAGAGGAUACCGGAGAAGCAGAACGGCAAGUCGGCUGCUGAUAAUUCAGUGCCAAACGUGAGUUCUUCUUUAUCGAGUGCUUCAUCGAAUGGAAAUGGUUUUGUCAAGAGCACAUCUGAUAUGGCUAUUUACGAGCAGUACAGAAACCAAAACGGGAGCACAAACCACUUAAAUGGAGUUUCGGCUAGCGGGAAUAAUAGUGAAAGACCCCAGAAGUCUUUGCUUCCUGCUUUUGAUUCCUCUGAAACUCGCUCUUUGGCAGAGGGUUUAUGCAGGGAUAUUGUUCGUGGGUACCCUGAUGUGAAAUGGGAAAGCAUUAAAGGGUUAGAGAAUGCCAAACGUUUACUGAAAGAGGCAGUUGUCAUGCCGAUAAAAUAUCCCAAGUACUUUACUGGCCUUCUAUCACCAUGGAAAGGCAUUCUUCUUUUUGGCCCUCCCGGGACAGGAAAGACAAUGCUUGCAAAGGCUAUUGCUACAGAGUGCAAAACCACAUUUUUUAAUAUCUCAGCAUCUUCUGUUGUUAGCAAGUGGCGUGGUGAUUCUGAGAAGUUAAUAAAGGUGUUAUUUGAGCUUGCUAGGCAUCAUGCACCAUCAACUAUUUUUAUUGAUGAAAUUGAUGCAAUUAUUAGUCACCGGGGUGAAGGUCGUAGUGAGCAUGAAGCAAGUAGGCGUUUGAAGACUGAGCUACUCAUACAGAUGGAUGGUUUGACACGGACAGAAGAUCUUGUUUUCGUUUUGGCGGCAACAAAUCUCCCCUGGGAGUUGGAUGCGGCCAUGCUCCGGCGUCUUGAGAAGCGAAUCCUUGUACCUCUUCCUGAACCAGAUGCAAGAAAAGCCAUGCUUGAGGAACUCCUGCCAACACAGCCUGACGAGAAUGAGCUUCCUUAUGGUUUACUGGUGGAAAGGACAGAACGUUAUUCAGGUUCAGAUAUUCGAUUACUGUGCAAAGAAGCUGCCAUGCAGCCACUACGACGGCUGAUGGCAAUCCUUGAGGACAAACAGGAAGUAGUACCUGAGGAUGAGUUGCCAGAAGUUGGGCCUAUCACACCUGAGGAUGUAGAGACAGCUUUGAAGAACACUAGGCCAUCUGCUCAUCUCCAUGCCCAUCGAUAUGAGCAGUUUAAUGCUGAUUACGGUAGCCAAAUAGUACAAUGAAGGAUGUGCAAAUACUCUGAACACAGUUUCCAAUUUUCGGGUUUAUUUUAGGUGCUGCUGCUGCGUAAGGGUAUUGUUCUUAGCUGAUUGGCACUCGGUUAUUGAGGUAUUACUGUUCAUUGGCCGUGCAAAUUCGUUUCAGAAUUUUUUUUUCUCUAACAUUUGAUGUUGAGAUCUGUUUCGUUAAUUUUUUUUUUUUUGUUAAAAGUUGAAAAUUUACAUGCGACUUUUUUUUCA